GGCUUUAUUCACGUCCUUUGGCUAAGUGGAGUUGCCAAGGAAGUCUGGUAACGGGUGUCUCACUGUUUCUGGUUCUAGUGGCCUCUGCUGUUCUGUUUUAGUUACUCUGGAAACGUGCUGCUGAAAUUUCCUUCAUGGGGUUUAACGUUUGACAGGCCAUUCCCAUUUACCCACACGUUUUUUCAUUUGCUUUUCUCUUCCACUCUUUCCUUGGUGUUCUUCAUAUUCUUCAGAGUUCUUCAAUUUGGUCCUCGGAAAGAAAAAUAAAAUAUUCUGUGCUUUUCCAUGGCUUCAUGUGGCAUAGGAGCUCCAAAUAUUAAAGUUCCAAAGUUGAGCUUUGGAAAAGCAAGAGUUGAUAAUUCAAAACUGAAUAAUGUAAGAAUAUGGACAAGGAAAAGAACAAUGCAAUAUGCUGGCCUGGUUAGACGCUCAGAAAAGACAUUCAACAUUGGUUGUGGUCCAACUUUGCAAACCCUGGCUACUACAAAUUUAGCAGAUGAUUUUGAAGAGACUAAAAUGUCUGGUUUGACUAGCCAGCUUAUUCCAAAUUCAUCUGGGGUGGAAUCUCUGGUAAGAGAUAUAUGCGAUACGACUUCAGUUGCAGAGUUUGAACUAAAACUUGGUGGAUUUCGGCUAUAUAUAAUGAGGGACUUAGCAGGAAAAAGUGAACCUCCACCUGCCAUACCAAGUCCCCCUCCUGUCAGUGUUAGCACCAGUAAAACUGUUGAAGCACCUGACUCAAAUGGGUCUGUUUCUACACCUACUUUAGCUAUCACCAAACCACUUUCUUCUUCUGGGAGAAUCCAAUUGUUACUUGAUAAAGCUGCAGAUGAAGGUUUGGUGAUACUUCAGUCUCCAAAGGUAGGUUUUUUCAGGAGAUCUCGAACCAUAAAGGGGAAGCGUGCUCCACCAUCGUGUAAAGAGAAACAAACAGUGAAGGAGGGCCAAGUGCUUUGCUACAUUGAACAACUAGGUGGUGAAAUUCCAAUUGAGUCUGACGUAUCUGGGGAGGUCAUCAAAAUUCUAAGAGACGAUGGUGAUCCAGUAGGAUAUGGUGACGCACUUAUUGCACUUCUCCCUUCUUUCCCCGGGAUAAAGAAGCUCCAGUAGAUUUUAUGGUUGUGCUUAUAGUUUGUGACAGAUGUAUGCUUUGUGUUAUUAACCAUUAUUACUGGAACGAAUACACAUGCCUCCGGCAUUGCAGUACUUGAGGCUUCUAUGCAAAUUUAGUGUUGAUAAAAAUUCAUAGUCUUGGAACUGCUUUGAAGUAAUUGGAAAUUGCAACUCGAGAACUUCUAUGACAAUCUGCUUUUGGAUUUUCA
This is a messenger RNA of Theobroma cacao (cacao), 1322 nucleotides long. RefSeq names its product Single hybrid motif superfamily protein. The record is from RefSeq and is a predicted model, not a curated record. NCBI's taxonomy places the organism in Eukaryota, Viridiplantae, Streptophyta, Magnoliopsida, Malvales, Malvaceae.